CUAGCUCCCCAAGGCUUCCUCGGCUGUUCCCGCUUUGGUUCUUCAACAUGAUUUCAUUUCUUGUUUUUGCGAUUAUUGUCUCUUUGCGUGGUACGGCUUCGAAUGCAAGAUUUCUACUCUAGUGCUUGCUCUGUUGGUUCUCAAGUGGUACUACCACUACCUGCGAGCAUAGCACCUGAGCAGAUGAAAAGGAAAAGAAAAAGCUCAAACUGAGCAGUUGGAUAAGCACAAUUUCUUAUUAGAGUGGCUACUGUAACUCGUGUCCCUAGCCUUUCUCCAUUCAUUCUUUGCGCUGCCCAUUUUGAAAAUCCAGGACAAACGACCUGUGUUUACUGCGUGCUUUAGGUGCCUUUUUUCUAUAUCAGCUAUGCUUUAGUACUAGAAGGCUGCAUUUUUGUGCCAAGGCUAGCAAAUAGGUGGUGUUUCUCUGUUCUUGCCGCAAAAUAGGUGAGCUUUCUUCCUCCUCCCAUAGUCAGUGCUGUGCAAUUUCGUCUGCAUUUCUGCCUGCUACAAUGCGCACAGUGGCCCGCCUUGCAUCUUCAACUUUGUGAAGGAACAAUCUGUGAACUGUGUCCUCAGCAGCGGCGUUGAUGUCACCAAUUAUUUGGCUCACAUAUUCUACUGCUGCUUUGCUUCAGGUCUUUAAAAAUUGAUAGUGCGCAAGAUUUGGCCUUUGGCGACUACUACGGAGCUAAGCUAGGCCUCAAGAUGUCUAGCAAUCCAUCCUAUCAGCAGCAGCUGGGGUUGGAUGCCAUGAACACUUGUUUCUUCGGCGGUGGCGGGAUGAUCGGUUCAGAGGCGCCAUUCUUCUACCCAAGCAUGCCUCACGACGUGCACUUCGGCUCCGGCUCCGGCUCCGGCGGCGCGGAGGUGGCCGCGCAUUUCAUGGCCAGCAACGCCGUGAUGGUGGCGAACCAGCUCGUCUGGCCCGGCGCCCCUUCUCAGGACAGCCACCUCGCGAGCAUGUCCACGGACGAGAUGAACGACGACGCCCACGCUGUCGCCGGCGAGAGCUGCAGCACCGUGCACUCCAUGCUCCAUUCCGCCUCCGCGGACUUCUUCCAGUACGCGCCGGCGGAGGUCACCAUCGCCCAGCCAUCAAAGAUGGCCAAGCUCAUUGCUGGAGAGCCGCACUGCAGCUGGCUCUACGACGGUCCAGGCGCUGCCUCCACCCACGAGCCGUAUUACCUGACGGCGUUCUCCGGCGGCACAGACUUUCCGGACCCGGUCGCCGCCGUGGCGAGCGGCCUGUCGCUCAGGCUAGGUGCCCGGUCUUCCUCGGUCACCAUGGCCAGCAUGCCGGAGCAGUCCUCGGAGGUGAGCUGCUCCGGCCUGACCCACGUGAACAGCGAGGGCUUUGGCUACCAGCAGCCUCAGGCCGUCAGUGCUCACGCCGGCGCCGGCCAGUUCCAUCUGCCUCCUUACGGCGACGACGAGCUGCGGCACGUGUACCCACAGAUGUACUCGAGGCCUCCGCACUUCUCGCAGGUACUGCCGCGGUCGGGAUACGCGCACAUUGCCCAGGAGCUGCUGAAUGGGUUCGCCGGCUGCAUGCUGAAAGACGUGGCCGAGAUGAGUGGCGAUUCAGUCAGCGGCGCUGGCAGCGAGGCGAGCCUGCUGCUCUCGUCGAGCUGCUCGGCGAGGACGCCGUCGUCGGUGAGCUCCAACCACCUGAUGCUGCCCUCCGAGGAGCAAUCAGCCGACGGCGGGAGGUGGAUGGAGGCUCAGAGGGCGAGGAACGAUCUCCUGAAACUGCUGCAGCUGAGGCUGCUGGAUGCAUGGGUGCAGAUGGAUCAAAGGUGCAACCGGUGUUUCGACGACAUCCAGACGACGGCGUCCAAGUUCAGCAGCAUGUUGGCGCAUCCGGGCGGCGGGGGCGGCGCCAUCGCGCCACCGCCGUUCGCGCAGCGCGCGGUCUCCGCGGUGUACCAGAGGCUGAGGAAGCGGAUCACGGGCCUGAUCGUGGCGCUGGCGCAGAGGUCCGGGGAUGCGUCGUCGCUGGCGGACAAGGAGCGGAGCUGGGAGUCGUCCUUCAUCCAGAAGCACUGGGCGCUGCAGCAGCUCCGGCGCGGCGACCAGCAGUCGUGGCGGCCCCAGCGCGGCCUGCCGGAGAAGUCCGUCGCCGUGCUCAAAGCCUGGAUGUUCGAGAACUUCCUCCGCCCGUACCCCAAGGACCACGAGAAGGACAUGCUGGCGGCGAGGAGCGGGCUGAGCAGGAGCCAGGUCUCCAACUGGUUCAUCAACGCGCGCGUCCGGCUGUGGAAGCCGAUGAUCGAGGAGAUGUACGAGGAGCUCAAGAGGAGCUCGGGGCGCGGCGGCGACGCCGAGCUUCCCAGCACCAAAGACGUCGUCGGCUAGGGGGUCGAGGUUGGAACUGUACAGAGUCCUCCUAGCUGUCGCGCCGAUGGGUCCUGUCUGUCUCUCUGCCCAUUAUUGUUCACCCGAUCGUUAUCUCCGGCCAAUGGCCAUUGUUCAUCUGAUCGAUCGUUAUCAUCUAAUGUAGUGAGUAGUGACCUUUGGCUUU
This is a messenger RNA of Hordeum vulgare subsp. vulgare (domesticated barley), 2524 nucleotides long. RefSeq names its product BEL1-like homeodomain protein 2. NCBI's taxonomy places the organism in Eukaryota, Viridiplantae, Streptophyta, Magnoliopsida, Poales, Poaceae. Bases 709 to 2358 code for a protein of 549 amino acids. The record is from RefSeq and is a predicted model, not a curated record. Gene Ontology annotation, molecular function: DNA-binding transcription factor activity, RNA polymerase II-specific; RNA polymerase II cis-regulatory region sequence-specific DNA binding. Gene Ontology annotation, biological process: regulation of transcription by RNA polymerase II. The transcript is spliced from 4 exons.